UAGGGACAUUGGUAUAUUAACAAUAUAUAUUUGAAUGAUGUUUUUGUCGUGUAACUUGUACAAUAAUUGUAAAUUAUUUAGGUUGGUAGAUUUAUUGUUUGAUUUGAAUCAUAUUGCCAGGUUCUUGGGACACGUGUACGCGGGCGAAGCGCUGAUCCUGCUGGACCGGAUACAGGAAGCGAUCGACCACCUGAACCCGGAACGGUGUCCGGACAUGAAUGCGGCUGCGGCUGCGACCCGGCCGCUGCGGCCCUGGUGUCCGCAGACCACCGACACGGCCCGCUCCGUGCUCCAGUACAACCUGGCCGUAGCACUCGUCGUCAGCGGCCGGUACGAGAAGGCCGGUGAUCUACUCAAACAGGUGUGGCAGUCGACUGGAGGUGGAUCGAAAAAUAAUGUUCCUAUUCAUGUAAUCGCUUUGGCAAUGUAUGUAGAACUUCUUUUAGGCCAUGCAGAUGUUGCGAGAACCAUAGUCAAACAAAACUGCAUGCAGAGCCAACGAUGAAAGUCGAAUCAAACUGAAGACAUUUUAACUCUAGUUUAAUUCUAGUUCAGUCAUCCGUGCCAUGGGCACGCGUAUGUGUCAUCUGUAUUUGAACAGCUUGUGGUCACCUCUGUUGUUUCUCUGACACCCGGUUGCACAAAAGUCUGUUGACUUUUGAUCCCCAUUAAAUACCAGGAGAACCAAGUAGAGUAGCUUUCUUCUCAGAAAAACGUUCUCUAAUUGGGUUUCGUGAAAUUUAACAGGCUUUUGUGCAACCGGGUCAAUCACUUUAGGUAAUUAUUGAGUACUCAUAAAAAAUAAUGACAAAUCACAAUUGUAUUGUGUUGAAAUAUAUCAAAAGUACCGUAUUAUACCAAUUGAUAUGAAGGCAAUAUGUACUAGAAUUGAGUGUUUAUCAAGUCCUGUCAGUAUGAUUCAGUGCAACUGAAAGAUAUUAUAUUUAUAUAUUUGUAGAUUAUUGCUGGCCACUAACAGUAGAGGUAGCAUAUGCAUGAUACACAGUCGUCAUAUUGUUGUGUCAUUACAACGAAACGCUUCGAGCAAAAUGAUUUGAGGUAAGCUUUAUGUAUCUCCGAUUUUUUUGUAUUCUAUUCUUUCUUCGCUGCUCAAUCCGAGGUUAAAUUAUUUUUCUAUAAUUGAAAUUUACAAUUUUCCAGUGGUUUAUUUUAUGUUAGAAGCCUCUCGUUGAUGUUUCAUGUUCAUCAUGCAUAUUCUACUGUUAGUGGCCAGCCUAAGCAAACCUCUUAAUAAGUCUGACGUUUGUAAUAUUAAUUUAUAUUCUUAUUUAAUUUAAUAUAUUGUUGUGAAUGAGACUAUUGUUGUGUGUAGUACUCAGUAUAAUGUACAUAAUUACUAUUAAUAAAAAUAGAAAUAAAAAUAAAAAUCUCAGUACCCUUUUUGAAUUAUUUAAUCACAACAUGUUUCGGACAUUGAUGCCAUUUUCAAGUGAUAUGAAGUAAAUCUUAUUUUUCUUUCUAUUUUUAUUACAAGUAGCCCUAUACACAAAGGAGAUGAAUAAUUACUAUUAUUGAUAAUUCAAGCAACUCAGUAAUUUCUGGUUGAGUUGGUUAGAAUGCACGAUUGUAAAAAAUGUAUACUCGUUCUAAACGAGUAAAAUAGGCGGAUUCAUUUAUAAGCAAUAACAUUGUUGAAAACAACUGUUUAUAAUCUUGUAUUAUCAACAAAUGGAGGUUUAAAUUAUGAAUAUUUCCAAGUCUUUAUCUAAUGAAGGUAUUAUAUUGUAAACUAAUGUAAAAGUGAACUCGAAAUCUCUUCCAUCACACUAGACGUUUAGCCUAUAUUUUAAUAUGUGAUAAAUUCAUACGUCUAGCAGGUGGAGAGCUUUGUAUUAUCAUAGAGAAAGGAUAAGCGUAAGCCUAUUUGUUUGUCUAUGGUAUUAUAAUCUGAAUUUCUAUAAAAUAUGUAGAUUUAAAGAAUUUAUUGAUGAAAAAAUAUUAGUUUAAAUAAAUAAAGAAAGUUUU
This is a messenger RNA of Nilaparvata lugens (brown planthopper), 1986 nucleotides long. Its product is annotated as CCR4-NOT transcription complex subunit 10-like. The transcript is spliced from 3 exons. Bases 35 to 505 code for a protein of 156 amino acids. Gene Ontology annotation, cellular component: CCR4-NOT complex. Gene Ontology annotation, biological process: negative regulation of translation; mRNA catabolic process. The record is from RefSeq and is a predicted model, not a curated record. Lineage: Eukaryota; Metazoa; Arthropoda; Insecta; Hemiptera; Delphacidae.